This is a messenger RNA of Cladocopium goreaui, 771 nucleotides long. NCBI's taxonomy places the organism in Eukaryota, Dinophyceae, Suessiales, Symbiodiniaceae. The record is from the annotation of a GenBank genome assembly.
AUGGUUUUGCUGGGGAUUUUCAUGUCCAUGGGUGCGCUGGUUUUAGGCAAUAUGCUUCACUCCUUUGUUUCAGAUCAAGGGAUGAUCUUCGAAGACCGUGCUUGGAUCUGGGAACGCUAUGGCACAGCCUACCGAGCGAUGUACACCCUUUUUGAGAUAACAUUUGCAGGGAAUUGGCCCGUGAGUGCUCGACCUGUGUUAAAUAAGGUCAGCCACGUCUAUGUGAUUUUUUUCGUGCUCUAUAUCACCCUGGUCGUUUUUGCGGUGAUUCGUGUCAUUAGCGCUGUGUUUUUAAAGGUGGCAGCUUAUUUUCAAACCAUGGAGCUUGAUGUGCACGAAGGGCAAGCGCUUUUCAAGGUCUUGCAAAACAGCAAUGGCGAGGUGACACUAGAGGAAUUUAUAGAUGGCAUCCUCAGAUGCAAGGGCCCAGCCCGCGCCAUAGACCAGGUGGCCAUGCAUGCAGAACUGAGAGACAUUGACGCGAAAAUUGGGCGACUGGCAGCGUUGAUGAGUCACUGUGACACUGGGCAGUGGAUCAGCGGCUCGGAAGAGCUUGGGAUCCACCAUCGUGCAGAGCACUUGAAGGUUCUUCGGAUCCAUGAUACCAAUGCGUGAUAUAGGAAGAGGGUCGCCGGGUGAUCAGGAUGACUGUGUUGGCAGUGGUCCUUCAGCACCGGAUCCUUCCAAUAGACCCAUCAACCCUUCUGGCAAUAUAUCUAUAGGCAUUGUGAAAUCUCAAGUCUUAGAGUUGCCCAGACCAGGAACAGCAGG